UCGGCGUGUCAACUGUCGCACGAAGACAAGGCAAUGUAUUCCCGGUGUGAAUCCAUCAGUUCUUUGUCUUUCAGCUGCUUAGUGGCUUCCCAGCCGUAUAUAGAGCAGGUCGACCAGUCCAGUCGUUGGUGCUGCCCCCACUCCUCCCGUGCAACAAACACCGUAAGCGUGUACUACUGUUAAAGGAUGGAUUUCACAAUUGCGAGAUCGCCGGGCCAAUGCUGCAUCAAGACUGUAGAACACACAGGAACGGCUCGCGGGACGAUAGAGAAGGUCGCUGAUGUUAACACGUACAUCGCGCAUCCAGCCAACCUUGACGAGAGCAGGAGGAUCAUUCUAUUCUUCGCCGAUGUCUAUGGCCCGUUUUUCCUCAAUUCGCAACUCAUCAUGGACUAUUGGGCCUCGCAAGGGUACCUGGUGCUGGCCUUGGACUAUUUUGAGGGUGACCCUGUGCAGAAUCACCUCGACGAGGUCGGGCCAAACUACAGCAUCGAGUUCGACUUCGUCCCCGGUAAGAUGGUACGGGCGAAGCAGCUCGCACCUGCAUGGCUUGAUGCAGUUAGGGAGAAGUUCGGUACCUCAAAGACGCAGUGGAUGGCAGUGGGGUAUUGUUUCGGUGCACCGUUCGUGAUGGACUGCCUCGCCAUGGACUGGAUCACCGCGGGCGCCUGUGCUCAUCCUGCAGUCCUCAAGGAUCACCACUUCCAGGAUAUGAAGAAGCCUCUAUUGCUCUCUUGUGCAGAGGUUGAUCACACGUUCCCAUUGGAGUUCCGCAGGAGAGCGGAGGAUAUCAUGAUUGAUAAGAAGGCGACAUACCACAUCCAGGUCUUCUGUGGGGUAACGCAUGGAUUCGCACUACGUGGAAAUGUGAACGAUCCCGUAGCGAAAUGGGCGAAGGAGCAGAGCGCCAAGACAAUCGGGAGCUGGUUUGACAUGUUCUGUAGCACAGCAGAGCUGCAAUCCAAGCUCUAAGCACCGUUGAAGCGGCAGGGUCUACCUGAAUGCGUCGUUGUAUAUCGACAUCUUCAUAGUGGCAGUGAAAUGGUUCAGUCUCUCAGUCUGGCCGAGAGUGCACGAAGC
Molecule: messenger RNA, 1080 nt
Organism: Laetiporus sulphureus 93-53
Lineage: Eukaryota; Fungi; Basidiomycota; Agaricomycetes; Polyporales; Laetiporaceae
Product: alpha/beta-hydrolase
Exons: 8
Coding region: 187-972 (261 amino acids)
Molecular function (GO): hydrolase activity
Source: RefSeq, a predicted model, not a curated record